AUGCAACUAUCCAACGUGUUCCCAACCUCCUUAGUAUUCCUUCUCCAGGGCGCAGUCACUUAUGGCCAAGGCUUUGGAUGUAAAGGAAAUGUAAUGGUUUCAUACUGGCCUAACUCUGGCUGUGUCAAAAUGACCGGGAUGAAGAAUGAACUAGCCGAGGUAAUUCCUGCCCAUUGGAACAAUCAGGCGUCCAUCUACGAAUGCGCUUCCGACAAGAAUCACUACCUCACGGAGGCAUGUUGCUCCAACGAUCAGGCCAUGAACCAAAAAAUACCUUCCACCACCUUCUUAAUUAACUGUAGGAAACCCAAUGGAAAACAGUUCAAAUGGCCGUUGCCGGUGGUCUAG
Molecule: messenger RNA, 348 nt
Organism: Puccinia graminis f. sp. tritici CRL 75-36-700-3
Lineage: Eukaryota; Fungi; Basidiomycota; Pucciniomycetes; Pucciniales; Pucciniaceae
Exons: 3
Coding region: 1-348 (115 amino acids)
Source: RefSeq, a predicted model, not a curated record